AAAUGGAGCCGAACUUCGUGUCAAAUCCAAACAUUUUAUCCCAGAUUUUUAGCAACUUGGAAAUAAAAGAUUUAAAAUCGUGCUCACAAGUGAAUUCAAUAUGGGACGAGACGGCUUCUAAGAUUUUGAAAAAGAGGGGAGUAGUUCAUUUGACGACUGAAACUAAUCCACGUUUCGGGGAGGUCAAUAUUUUCAAAUAUUUGAGCCGGGCGUGGAGAGGGAUGGAGUCAGAGGUUAAAAUAUCCGUACCGAAUUUGACCAACCCGAAGUUACCUGGACCAGAUGUGGAUACCUUAUUAGAUGCUUUCAAACAGCUUGCAAGUCUGAUUAAGGAGUUAAGCAUAACCUGGGGUGUAAAUCGGGAGGACGAUGCGGUUAUAAGCAACCUCACCACGCGGAAAAUACUCGAAUACUCCCGGGACAUGGAGAAACUUGUGCUUAACCUGGUUUUCAAAGCGGUUACGUGUGUCCCACCGGAUAUCCAACCUGUCGAAAGCACCUUAGCCGACUUACACUUCCCGCUGUUAAAAAGGCUCGAGUUAACGUUUAAAAACCCAUCCUGCUGCCCGGACAACGUGUUAUACAUCCUCGUUACCCGGUUUGUCUCAAUGACCCCGAGAUUAAUAGGAUUCAAAUGCAUGGAAACCACUCCGAGUGCAAACUUCAUAUCGAGAUUGGCAAGCAAUUUUCCCCGGCGAUUUGAGCAGAUUAAGGAACUCGCAAUUCCGAUCGUUCCCACAACGAGAAGUUUUCUUGAAAGGCUCCGAAAUUUGGAGAAGAUCGAUUUCCGCAUUCAUUAUUUUGACCUUCCGCAUUCACAACGUGAUUUGCGAUGUCAGCUUGCCGUGCAAAAAUUGCUGGAUGCAAAUCAAGGAAAUCAAGGAACCCUGAAACAUAUCAAGAUCGAAUUUAGGGACCCUGGUCCGACAGAAACUGGUGACGUGAUCAUUCUGCCGAAAAUGACGAACUUGGAAUCAUUAACCCUAUCUAUCACAUGGACUAGCGAGGCUAGACAGCACAAAUUUAAAUCUGCAUCUCAAACCCAGCAAUCCUUAAUCGCCUUUCCUCCCCUUGUACCGGGUGAUUUUGGGAAGCUAAAAAUUCUCAAGUUUACAAUUCAGCAAGGGAAACCUAUCUUUGUUAGAAUUGGAGAAGAAGAUCUCUUCCUGGACCAACUGGUGGAACGAAAUUUCACCGAGAAUCUAUUAUCCCCCAUUUUAGAGGGAAUGGAUAAAAUUAGCCUUCCCUCCGUGGAAAGCGCCAUUUUAGGAAGUUUCUCAAUUGUGGCGCCUCCUUUGUUUGGACAACUUAUGGAACUUUUCCCAAAUUCGGAACAACUGCAGUGGGAAAAGAAGCAGAAUGAGUCCCUUCGAAAAUGCGUCGGUGUUGCGUUGAUGUGUAUAAUCAUUUUUGUAAUGAUAAUAGGUUUGAUAACAGCGUUGGCUUAGGGAACGUCCAUAUAUUACGUUAUCAUUUUAAUGGGUGGGUGGUUUAGGUCUUGCUAUCAUUCACAUGAUAAAAAUAAACAUAUAUACAUAUACUUAUUGGAAUUUAAUCUGGUAUCGUGAUCUAGGUAAAUUUACUCGAACGAAUUAAUAAGUAAAUACUAAUGCACUUUUAAAUAUAGUCGUAUCCUUUUGAAAAGUAUGUACAUAUGUACGUAUAUACUUAAAUGCAAUUAACUAAUUUUAUUAGCCCACCAUUUCUCUUACAUAGGUUAAAUUAAGAUACAUAAAUAGGAUAAAAAUCAUGAAAUUCAAUUCACUAUAACUGGUCCUUAGCCUGUAUCGAAAGAUUAAAGUUAUUUAUCUUACUAAAAUUCA
This is a messenger RNA of Folsomia candida, 1823 nucleotides long. RefSeq lists its product as uncharacterized. The record is from RefSeq and is a predicted model, not a curated record. Lineage: Eukaryota; Metazoa; Arthropoda; Collembola; Entomobryomorpha; Isotomidae. The transcript is spliced from 4 exons. Bases 3 to 1448 code for a protein of 481 amino acids. Gene Ontology annotation, molecular function: protein binding.